AUGAAGGUAGAGGAGUUGAUUAUUGACGGGUUCAAGUCUUACGCCACAAGAACGGUUAUUUCUGGGUGGGACUCGCAGUUCAAUGCGAUCACUGGGCUGAAUGGGUCCGGUAAAUCGAACAUUUUGGACGCCAUUUGCUUUGUUUUGGGUAUAUCAAGUAUGACCACGGUGAGAGCGUCCAAUUUGCAGGAUCUGAUCUACAAAAGGGGUCAGGCCGGUGUGACAAAAGCAAGCGUGACUAUAGUGUUUGACAACUCUGACACUGACAAAUCUCCAAUUGGGUUCGAGAAGCUCCCCAGUAUCAGUGUGACCAGGCAGAUCGUGCUGGGAGGCACUUCCAAAUACCUUAUCAAUGGUCACAGAGCACAGCAGCAAACUGUAUUGCAACUUUUUCAAAGCGUUCAGCUGAACAUCAAUAACCCCAAUUUCUUGAUUAUGCAGGGUAAGAUUACCAAGGUGUUGAAUAUGAAGCCAACAGAGAUUCUUUCGCUCAUUGAAGAGGCAGCUGGAACCAAAAUGUAUGAAGAUCGUAGAGAAAAGGCGGAGAAAACCAUGUCCAAGAAGGAUGUCAAGCUACGAGAGAUUCGAUCUCUUUUGGAGGAGGAAAUUACCCCAAAGCUUGAUAAAUUGGCCAAUGAAAGAAGAGUUUUCCUGGAAUUUCAGCAAAUUCAAACAGAUCUGGAGAAAUUGACGCGGGUAGUUGCUGCUCACGAUUAUAAAGACUCUUCAAAGAAAUACGAUCAUCAACGCAGACUCCUCGAUAAGCAAAAAGGUUUAUUGGGAGAGCUGGAGUCAAGUAUUGAACAAUUGGAGAAAGAAUCAAAGUCCAUCCACGAAGAAAUAAAUCGCAUCAAAGAAAAGAGAAAAACCGAGCUCUCCAACAAUGCAUCUGUAAAAGAAUUGGAAAAACAGGAAACUAUCAUCUCCAAUGAGUUGGCUCGGUUGGUAACGUCACAUCAGAUAAAGCUAGAUACUAUAAAAUCAACGAACUCGUUGAAACAAAAGCACAAAUCGCAAAUCAAGCAGAUGGAAACGACAAUUGAAAAGUUGAAAGAAAAAACUACAUUACUUGAAAAAGAAUACCAAAAUUCCAAAGACUCGUUAACGAAACUGAAGCAAAACCACUCAAAGAGGGAGGAUUUGCUUUCUUCAUUAUCUACAGGAAUAUCGUCACAAGGUAUUUCGACUACUGGAUACGCUUCCCAGUUACGAGACGCAAAGAAGAAACACUCUGAUGCUUUACUGUCUCAAGAGCAGCUAAACAUGCAGUCCUUACACCUACAAAAGGAAAUUGAAACUGAAAAAACCGCAGUUCUUGAAGCAGAAAAAGAAAACAAAGUUUUGACGGAUGAAUUAGAACGUAAGGGGCAAGAGUACUGUACAAUAACUCAAAAAUUAAAUGAGCUGGGAUUUCAUCCCUCUAAUAUAACCAAUCUUCAACAGCAGAAGAGCAAAAUUGAACAGCAAAUAUAUAAAGCUACAAAUGAGUUGGAAAACUCUAAACGAAGAGUAGCUAACUUAGAUUUCCAUUUUGCCAAUCCAUCCCCACAAUUUGACCGAAGAUCUGUCAAGGGCACUGUUGCUCAGUUAUUCACUGUUGACGAAAAGAAUAUGAAAUCUGUGUCUGCACUUGAAGUAUGUGCGGGUGGUAAACUCUAUAAUGUUGUUGUUGAUACUCAAGAAACUGCCAGUCAACUUUUGAAGGGGGGGCAGCUAAAGAAGCGAGUAACUUUCAUUCCGUUAAACAAGAUUUCUGCAUACUGCAUUGAUCCACGAAAAGUUCAGCAAGCCAAAGAACUCUGUCCUGGAAAAGUUGAACUAGCAUUGAAUCUCAUUACGUAUGACAAAGAUGUAGAGGCGGCAAUGAAGUUUACGUUUGGUGGGCGUCUUGUUUGUGGUUCAAGAAACAACGUCGGUGUGAUGUUGACCACUGUACAAAAAUGCAAAAACAUUGAGAGAGAAAUUGCUAACAUGAAGAAAGAGCUUUUAGAAAUGAAUGAGAAACAGAAACAACAACAGGGGAUUGUGAAGCAGACGGAGUCUUUACAACAGAAAGCAAACAAGUUGAAACAUGAGAUAUCAUUAGGUAAAAAGAACCAAGAGUCUCAUCACUCCACCAUAACGAUACGGAAAAAUGCACAGAAUAUUAGUCAGCUGGAAGAAAUAAACGAAAAGUUGAACAACCAAAACACUAUAGUUUUAAAAUUGACGGAAGAAAUUGCUCAAAUUGAAAAGGAUAUCCAAGAAUUUGGCUCUGAUAAAUCUUCGAAGUUGAAACAAUUAGCAGAUGAGGUAAAAUCUCUAGCAUCCCAGAUACCAAAAGCUGAAGAGACCAUGAACUUAAAGUAUUCAGACUAUCAACAGUCUUUGCUUGAUUUAGAGAAAAUGAAAGGUGACCUUGAUGAUCUGAAUUCUGGUGUUCAGGAGAAAGACGUUUCUCAGUUGAAUGCUGAAUGCGAUGAAAUAAAACAGCAAAUGACGAAUCAAGAACAAGAACUUGAUAAAGUAAGAGGCAAGUUAGAGGAUGAAAGGCAAAAGCUUCUGAAUCUCAAUGAUGAGUUAGAUGAUCUCAAUAACGAAUUGAGCACCAAGCACAAGCUUAUAAAUGAGAAUAAACUGGAGACCCAGAAGUUAUCCCAUGAAAUUGAAAAGGUCAAGUCCGUCUGCAAGGCAUAUAAACAAACGGUUGAAAACUUGAUUAAAGAAAAUGAGUGGGUUUCGGACUCCAAUAUCGUGGAAAAGUUAAUUGAAGAGAAUCCUAGUAUUAAUGUUCAUGAAUGCUACGAACGAAUAGAUCAGCUAAAGGGUGUAUUUCAGGGUAUGAAACGGAAAGUGAAUUCAAACAUUAUGUCUAUUAUUGAAAACGUGGAAAAGAAAGAGGGAUCUUUGAAGCAGAUGAUUCGAACUAUCGAAAAAGAUAAAGCCAAAAUCGAAGAGACGAUCAACAAGUUGAAUGAAUAUAAAAAAAUCACACUGAUUGAAACUUGGAAGAAAGUGUCAGAGGAUUUUGGAAACAUCUUCAGAGAUCUAUUGCCCAAUUCUUUUGCUAAACUGGUGCCACCCGAGAACAAAGAUGUUACAGAUGGAUUAGAAGUUAAGGUUAUGCUGGGUAAGGUGUGGAAGGAGUCAUUAGUGGAACUCUCUGGAGGUCAAAGGUCGUUGAUUGCAUUAUCAUUAAUUUUGGCAUUGUUGCAAUUUAAACCAGCUCCAAUGUACAUUCUCGAUGAAGUGGACGCAGCUUUGGAUCUAAGUCACACUCAAAAUAUUGGACAUUUAAUCAAAACAAGGUUUAAAGGCUCGCAGUUCAUUGUUGUAUCUUUGAAAGAAGGAAUGUUCACCAAUGCCAACAGAGUGUUUAGAACAAGAUUUCAAGAUGGUACUUCAGUAGUUAGCGCCACCUAG
This is a messenger RNA of Komagataella phaffii GS115, 3402 nucleotides long. RefSeq names its product Component of the condensin complex, essential SMC chromosomal ATPase family member. Gene Ontology annotation, biological process: chromosome organization. The transcript is spliced from 2 exons. Gene Ontology annotation, molecular function: protein binding; ATP binding; ATP hydrolysis activity. NCBI's taxonomy places the organism in Eukaryota, Fungi, Ascomycota, Pichiomycetes, Pichiales, Pichiaceae. Gene Ontology annotation, cellular component: chromosome. The coding region runs from base 1 to 3402 and encodes 1133 amino acids. The record is from RefSeq and is a predicted model, not a curated record.